AUGAGCAGAUCGGAUGACAAGACAGUCGUGUUACCUGCAGCACAGUCUCCCUCACCAAAUCAUUCGAGUUUUUCUCCGUGGAGUCAAGGCUGCUCCAACUAUGGAUAUGAUGGCCACGACGUCAGGACCCCUUCUUCAACCCCGGGAUCUAGAUCGGACGAUCCGGCGGAUUAUUCUCUUGUUGAGAGACUGGUGGACGAUCUAAAAAGUCCAGACGAGGAAGUGAGAGCCGCAGCUGCGUUGGAGCUGAGACUCCUCGCAAGGCACAGUGCAGACAACCGCAUUCUGAUAGCAAGAUGUGGGGCUAUUCCGCCCUUGGUUUCCUUGCUGGAUUCAGGGCCGACCCAGACGCAGGAGCAUGCUGUUACAGCGCUGUUGAAUUUGUCGAUCAACAACAGGAAUAAGGUUGCUGUAGCAGAGGCAGGAGCCGUCGAACCGCUCAUCCACGUUCUGAAAUGCGGGAGCAUGGUGGCCAGGGAGAAUGCAGCGGCGACGCUGUCCAGUCUCGCCGUGCUGGAAGAAUACAAGAUCAGGAUCGGGCGCACCGAGGCGGUUAAAGCUCUGGUCGACCUUCUAGGCUCUGGAAAUCUCAGAGGUAAGAAAGAUGCGGCCACUGCACUGUUCAGCCUUUCGAUUAUCCAUGAGAAUAAAGCACGCAUAGUCCAAGCCGGGGCUGUAAGACAUCUUGUCCAGUUGAUGGAUCCCGACGGCGGAAUGGUCGACAAAUCGGUGGCACUCGUGGCCAAUUUGUCGACGAUAAGUGAGGGUUGCCAGGCCAUUGCUCAGGUAGGAGGUAUACCCUUGCUGGUUGAGGUGGUGGAAGCCGGGUCAGAGAAGGGAAAGGAAAACGCGGCUUCCGCUUUGCUGCAGUUGUGCAUGAACAACCACAAGUUCUGCAGCCUGGUGCUUCAGGAAGGAGUCGUGCCGCCCUUAAUUGCGUUGUCUCACUCGGGCACGCCAAGGGCGAAGGAGAAGGUAUGCACACACGACUCGCAUGCCACAUACUUCUGCUAUUACUGCCAACUGUCGGCUGGGAUUGAUGAUGCUUUCCUGACGGGUUCCAUGGAAUCCACUUUUCUGCAGGCUCAGCAGAUCCUCAGUCAGUUCCGAUGUCAGCGCGAAGGUAAUUUCGGGAGGAGGCGAUGA
Messenger RNA from Spirodela intermedia, 1146 nucleotides. The record is from the annotation of a GenBank genome assembly. Lineage: Eukaryota; Viridiplantae; Streptophyta; Magnoliopsida; Alismatales; Araceae.